This is a messenger RNA of Sinocyclocheilus anshuiensis, 7182 nucleotides long. Its product is annotated as SET-binding protein-like. Gene Ontology annotation, molecular function: DNA binding; histone H3K4 methyltransferase activity. Lineage: Eukaryota; Metazoa; Chordata; Actinopteri; Cypriniformes; Cyprinidae. The record is from RefSeq and is a predicted model, not a curated record. The coding region runs from base 768 to 4055 and encodes 1095 amino acids. The transcript has 4 exons. Gene Ontology annotation, biological process: regulation of DNA-templated transcription. Gene Ontology annotation, cellular component: nucleoplasm.
GGGCGCUGGAGAGCAAUCAGCAGGGCCAGUCAGACUCAGAGCGUUUGCUGAGAGCUGAGCACACCGAUCAUUAUCAAAAACUACUGCGGGAGUCCAGCAAGAGUCACAUCACACUCGCUCAAGUCCGAUCAAACACGUCCAGAAACGGGAACGCCAGAGUCUGCAUAUCCCUGGAUAUUUGCUCUGCACGACCGCUCGGCUCCGGUGUGUCAUCUGAAGCAGGACUUUGGAUAUUAUUAAGGAUCGUAAGAGUAGAUAUGUUUUGUCCGCAGUGGGAAAGCUCGAUCCACCCCCGAGUCUGAUGAUUUGAGAGGGAAGCAACGCAGCGCUGUGACUGUACACACCAUAUUCCUACUUCAGUCCACAUUUCAUCUGAAUCUGCAGACACACUCCACUGAUCGAUCGCCAAUCGACCGCUCUUCAUCUAGGUUUUUCCUUUCUAAAAACAAAUCUCACCCGAGAUUGCGACUGACGCCAUUUUUGCAGCGAUAAAAACGCCGCUUGCUUGAGUUUGAAGGAUUGUAACGUGCUUGUCAUAACCUAGUGGAUGGAUUUACUCUCUUAGACUUCAGCAGCAGCAGCCGCAGGAGCUUCAGAAAUGGUUUCACCUGGGAAAAACUCCAUCUUAGCGAGAUUUAUAAGAUUUCGGGAGCAGUAGAGCCAAAAGCCAUCACAUCCCUCUCUGAUUAAACUCAAUCACCUGGACCGUGGGUCCCUCUGCCCUUUUUGGGUCUUCCUGAUUGUUGGACUAAGCUUCGAGAUUGUCAAUGGAGCAAAGAGACCUUACUCGGAUGGCCCAGCCCAAAGGAAACGAGGAGUUCUUCUCCACUGUUACCACCAUCAACAGAGCAGAUCUUAGUGAGGUGGGUCUCCUUGCCAGUCCAAUAAAGAGCCUCCCUUUACCUGGAGAGCAACAGGACCAUGAAGAGGACGAAGACCUCGGUCUGGGGAAGGACAUCGAUGUCACUUCUAAUGCGGACAGUGAGAGAUGGGGGCAGGGAGAUGGGCUGGAGGAGCAGGAAUUCUCCAUCAAGGAGGCCAGUUUCUCUGAAGGCAGCUUGAAGUUGAAGAUACAAACGACCAAGAGGGCCAAGAAGCCUCCUAAGAACCUGGAGAACUACAUCUGUCCUCCUGAGAUCCGCAUCACCAUCAAACAGCCAGGAGAGCAGAAGACCGGCAAGCAUGCCAGGAGUGCCAGGGGAGGGAAGGAGGAAGAUAAAGGACCCCUCAGAAAAAGGACCUACAAGAGGCCUUAUAAACUUAUGGGUAAAACGGACAACGUGAUGAUGGAUAAAGCAAAACCAAAGCAUGAGUCUAAAAGCAGUGACAUUCACCACCUUGACUGGACAAAGCCGUUGGAUACUGUUAAAAAAGCAGUGUCCCAAGAACAGCAUAGGACAGAACCAGAAUCAAAAAGAGAAUCAGUGUGCACCAACAAGAGCCCUUUGUCAGAGCCCAACACCCCAUUCUCAAAAUCGCAAGUUAAAAAGGUCAUAGACAGUUCAUCUGGAAGUCUCUUUGCUUCUGCCAUGUCUUCCCCAAGCACUGACUCACUAGCAUCAUCUCCAGUUGAUACAGUAAUGAGUCCCCCAGCUGACUCAAGUCUGUUCUCUUUUAGUAAAGACAGAGGUUUGCAGGAAGUCACUGAGCAAAUUUUUGGGAACAUCAAACGUAAAUAUGGAAGGAAAGACCCAAUGAAGGCCUUGACCACGCAUAAUUUAGGCCUUCAGUGGGCCAAAAAGAUGGACAGAGAUACUGAAAACCAAGAUAAUGCUAAGGAGAAACAACCAUACAACACUGAUAAAAGUGAAUUUGAGACAGAGGAGCCUGAGAAGUCGAGCAGUAGGCCGGAUGAUGAGAGUAAGACAACAUCAAGCUGUGGCACUCAUCAUGCAGAUGAAUCUAGGAGUAAAAAGCGAAGAAACAGAAAAGUAGGUGACGAUAACAACUUGUUAUCUGAUGCACAAACCACACAGCAAGCUGAGAAGACUGAUAAAACUGACCAAGGGAGCACAAAACCUAAAAUUACAAAGAAAAUAGAAUUCAGUGCACCAAAACAAUUUGGUGUAAAGUUACAGGAGAUUGAGGAAGACAGUGCUGAGACAGUGACUGAUGAUGUUGAGAUGUUUCAGAAUAGACCGAGGAAAACACCAGCUGGGAGACAAAGAUCAGUGAUUGAUGCCGACAAGCAAACAGAGGGUCGGCAAUCAAAGGUCAAGGACAGGUGGUCUUAUUUAAAGUCCCAGAACUCCUCUCCUCAUAAAGACUUGAAUCAAUCUCUGUCCAUCGAAGAGCCACCCUCUGCCUUCCCUAUUACCCCAUCCAGCCCACUCUACACAAACACAAACAGUUUGACAGUCAUUACCCCAGUGAAGAAGAAACGUGGCCGGCCCAAAAAACAGCCGUUACUUACUGUGGAGACGAUCCAGAACCGGGACGACCUGCAGUUUAUGGCUGACCUCGAGGAGCUGGUUAGCAAAUUCCAGUUGUUCCGAAUCUCCCACCGCAGCUACAAGUUCUACCAUGAGAAUUCCUAUCCCAGCAUCUUCCGUCUCAACUUUGACCAAUACUAUCCUAUGCCAUACUAUCCCUACGACCCUGUGCACUAUCUUCGCAGGAGCUCUGAUAAGUCAAAGAGGAGGCGUGGUCGGCCAGCCAAGUCAAACGAGCCAGUAUCAAAGAUGCCUUUCAUUCAAGGGAUUGGCUGCACAGUGCCCAGUGGCAAUUACUAUGCACCCUACGCGAUGCCUUAUACAUCCACGCCUCUUGCCACAAGUAUGGUAAACAUGGGCUAUUACGGUCAGUACCCUUCACCCUUGUACUUAUCUCAUGCACUUGGACCUUCAGCCUCUCCAUUCAUGAGGCCACCAGUCCCUCCACCAAAGUUCCACCCUGGUGCGUCCUCUAGUCUCGCUGCUCCUAGCAGACAUCGAGCGAAGAAUAUGCCACAUGAGAUGCCUUCAUCUAGAAUGAGUGACUCCCAUCACCCUUCAAGCAGCUGUUUGGGAAGCGUCUGUCUCCACAAACGCAAGCACAAACAUAAGUACAAACAUAAAGAGGAUCAGUACAUCCCACAGAGGGAGAACCUCUGUGGGCUCUUCAGUGGAGCCCAGAGUCCUGCCUUCCUCAACCUCUUGAAUGAGAGACUUGAGAAGAACUCUCUGUCCAAACUGAAGGACAAGCAAAGAGGCAAGCAAGGCACAGAUGCUUCGCCAGAAACUUCCAGGAACUACUUUGAAGUAGACACACUCUCAUCAAUGUCCUUAUCUGACUCUCAGCAUUGUAAACGCACUCGAGGAGAGACACUGAACAACUUCCUGAACAUCUGCACCAGACAACCACACGAGCGCCUGCGAGCAAGCCAGGACCAUUCGCUGGACUCAUUCAAGGGGCAGCACUUAGGGGAUGAUGAUUCUAGUGUUCACAUCAGGAGGCAUAGCUUGGAGGACUUUGCAGCAUACAGAGAAGGAAGCAUGGUGUCUUUCCAAGGAGGCAGAGAAGAGAGGGCCGAGCAGAUGUACAAGUGCUCCAACACAGCUGUAGCAGACCCCAGUUCCUACAAGAGGAGGCACAAGCGCAAAGAAGUGGAGGAGAUCCAGUGUGACGUGCAAAAAAUGUGUGCCUUCUCUAAGAUCCUCACCACCAAGAAGAACCUGGAUCACGUCAACAAGAUUCUGAAAGUCAAGAGGCUUCAGAGGCAAGCCAAGACAGGGAAUAACAUGGUGAAGAGACGCAGAGGGAGGCCGAGGAAGCAGCCGCUUUCUCUCGAGGAGGGAUUGCUGGGUCAGAUGCCAGUUCUAGAGAAGUGUGUGGAUCUUCCUGGGAAGAAGAACCUUCACACUGGUCUGGUUCCUGCUCAGCUUGAGUUCUCCAAUCACGACUCCAUCACAGAUGCCAUUGAGUCAGUGGUACACAUGGCCAGAUCCCAAACCAACACGCUGUCCACGCAAGGAUGCAAGCACUGGCACAAAGUUCAGCCCGAGCUCCAAAUCGAGCGCCCAAACCGCAAAGGAAGAGGGAACAAGAGAGAAGAAGCUACUCUCACCUCACAUUAGAGAAGUCAUGACAGUGCACUGCGAGUUAGCCUUGUGCUUGGGUCUUUGUAUCGUUUUUUUUUUUUUUUUUAUUCUACUGACACAUUUUGAUGGGCAUUCGCUGAGAAUUUGGAUCAUGGUUGUGGUCUAAAAAGCUCCGCUUUCGGUUUGUACGAUUCUGUCGCAUACUUUUUUAUUGGUCUCAAGGAGACAAACUGAACUUUUACUCUCCCAAAGCCCAUAACCAUGAGGAUGUUGAUACUAUGGCUGUAGCCAUAAUCUACCAGCACAUGUAAAUGGACUUCAAUGACAGUACUGUGCACUUUUUUUCUUUCUCGUUUUUCGUUUCACUCAAGCACAAAGCACAGAUCUUCUGGCAAAGGUUGAUUUCAAACAGCAGGUCACCGGUAACUCACUGCUAACACAGGUUUGCCUGCGCUCAGGUGUGUUUCAGGCAUGAACUAAUGGCAAUACUUUUGGAUGAAACCCUUUUCAGUGAUGUUUUGAUGGCUAUCAUUUCACUGUACAUAGCAACAUAUUCUACUAAUAUUUCAAAUUCAAAGUAUUUUAGAUCUACCUAUACUGUCAGCAUAUCAAAUCAAAAACCAUAUAAAGUUUUAAAUGUUUUUUUUUUUGUUCUGUUUUUAACCAAAUAGAAGUAGAAAGCUUGUUCAAAUGGAAAAACUAAACGUAUUUAGUCGUGUAAUCUUAACGAAGUGGAAUCACUGCAGAUCGAAGGCUUGUUGAUGACACAGGACAUCAAAACACAUGCCAGUAGUUCACAACAGGCUCAAUGAAAAAUGCUACGGUUGCAUUUAAAACCAACAAAGCACUUAUUUCUUUUCUUUCUUUUUUGUAGAACACGUUUGAGUGGGCUGAAGUUGUACAGUGUCACAGUUGGUUUUUCGCUUUAAAUAAUAGUCAGCAUCUGGAUGAUAUUUUCAUUAUUCGAGUCGCCUUCUCCAGAGUCUCUUUGAGAAUGUGCCUGCUCUUGUUAACUAAACAAUAAUAGUAUGUCUAUAUACCUGUCAGUAUUACAUAUCCACAUGACCAAAGUUUCAGUGUAGUCGUGUAUCAUAGGAUAGAUCGGUUUCAGUUUAACCGCUUGUGUAUAUUACUAUGAAUGGUGUGGUGGUGUGCUUAUUUGUCGAUUAGUCGUUUGGAAAAAUAAACCAGAAUGUACACUGAAGAAUAUUUAGGUGAUCGUCCUGAACAUAGGACAUCACAAACUAAUCAAAUACAUGUCCUGUUUUAGACUCGAGUUACACUGAUAUAAGCGAUUUGGAAUCAGGAUAGAUUUGAAUGUGGUCCUAAUUUGAAUAGCUUUCCAUUUGUUAAUGAUUUCUUGGUUUAUCCAUAUAUGUGCCUUAUGUUUGUCUAUAAAUCCAUAACAUGUUCAGGUACUGGAACACACAAUGGCAAGAUAUCAGUCUAAAAUGUACAUAAUAGUUUGCUGCCCUGGUUGUAAUGUGUUCAUCAUCUCGGUACACCUUCACAGGUCUCGCUACAGUAUAAUAUAGGCUUCAUUUUGACUAUAUACAUAUAUUUAUAUGCAUAAAUAUACAGUUCAGUGAUCAGACAGCACAUCUAGUACACCUGAAGACACUCAAAAUAUCUCUCUAACCAAACCCACGCAGGGUUGUUAACAUGAAUACAUGCUUAUUUACUAUGCAUCAGGUUAUUGCUGUGAAUCCACUGACGCAUAACUCUUUAGCAUCGACUCUUUUGUAAGCUUUCUGUUAAAUGAAGUGGUCUUACUGAAAUUUGAAAUCUGAACCGUUCAAAUUAAUAGUGCUAAAUCUGACUAUCAUUUCUUUUGCAAUUCUAGUCAUUGUGUAAGGGAGGAAAAUCAGCCUCUAAGCAGUGCAGCCUUAAUCAAAUCUUCAAUUCAACAAGUUGUCCCCUGUAAAUAGUCUACCAUCUGUAGGUUGCUGUGAAUCAUGCCUAAGAGUCAUGUCAAUAUGUUGCACUCACAGUUGUCCAAAGUAGGACACACAUAGUUGCUGAACAUGCCAUGAGCCAUUCUGUCCUUGUGAUAAUUUGCAGUGCAUUAAAGCUAAAUAAAAAUAAUAUAUGCCGGCAGCUAUUUGCCUCAGCCAGUUGUACUGGACCUUUUGUAGGAUGCAUCCAUUUGCGCUGGUUCCGCUAAACACCUGCGAACAUUUGCCAAAAAUGUUGACCUUUUAUUAGUGCUUUAAGCACCGAAAAGCUAUGUUUUAACACAAAAUGUACACCGUAGCAGUUUUCUGAAACAUGAUUAUAAUAGUAGGUUAGUCAAACAUGGCUUUGGUAACAAGGCCCGGCAGCUCAAAUUUGCUCGGCUUCUAUGGUUGUUUAAAUGCCAGAUAUAUUUUCUCCACCAGCUGAUAAGUGGUGCCUUGUGAAGUUAAGUGUAUUUUUUUAUGUUCCUGCUCCUAAACGACAAUAGCGACUUUGUGUAGAGUAAAUAUUACCGAGGUCACCGAGAGAAUGUCAUCCACUCAAAUGUAGUGUCGUAUUUUAGUUUGUAUCGCUAUUAAUGAAGUUAUAAUGCAAGUGAAGUGUUAAUCGAAAGUAAUAUUCCGAACGAGGACACAACAGAAGCUCUUAUCGCUGUCUAAAUUCAUGCAUAUGGUGUUAUGACAAUUUUGAUUUCUGUAUCUGCAUGCUCUAUUUGAUUGUAUGCAUACAAAUUUUGAAGAAGUCAAGCAGUAUUGAAUUUCGAUUUGAAUAAGAUCUUAUACAUUGUUUGAUAUGUUUUUUUGUAAUGGAUUUUAAAUUCAUAAAGCAUUUUGUACAUUGUAUGGAUAUUUAAAAUAGCAAAUAAUGGACGUAUAUAGAAAAGAAUAAAUACUGAUAUACACAAACAUAUGCAUUGUACAUAGAAUGUAUGUAUACACAUUCAUUUUUUGUGUAACUGUGUAUACAGACAUGUUUAUAAAUACAAGUACUAGCCUGUACAUAUGUACAUACAUAUAAGCUUGCAUGUGUUUGGUCAUGUUUGCCGUUCAUGAUCUUGUAGUUUAAUUUUUUUAUUUCUUCUUUUUCUUACUGUAAAGCUCAUUUUGUGCAGCCAUCUCCGGUGAGCAGUAUUGAGCACUUAAAAUACAGUUGAUCUUGUUCAUGUCAUUCAUUGUGCAAAAAAAAUAAAAAAAUAAAUGAAUUUAUC